Molecule: messenger RNA, 948 nt
Organism: Peromyscus californicus insignis
Lineage: Eukaryota; Metazoa; Chordata; Mammalia; Rodentia; Cricetidae
Gene: Fgl1
Product: fibrinogen like 1
Exons: 7
Coding region: 1-948 (315 amino acids)
Biological process (GO): negative regulation of T cell activation; regulation of immune response
Source: RefSeq, a predicted model, not a curated record
AUGGGGGAGAUUCACAGCUUCGUCCUGGUCACCAUUGCUCUGAUAAUGGGCAGGGAAACCUGGGCCCUCGAGAAUGCCAACUGUUUGCAGGAGCAGGAAAGGCUCAGAGCUCAGGUAUACCAACUUGAGACUCGGGUCAAACAACUACAGACCGUGAUCACACAGCUCGUGCAUGAGAAGGAAGUCCAGUUUCUGGAUGAAGAACAGGAGGACAAUUUCAUUGACCUUGGAGGCAAGAGGCAAUAUGCAGAUUGUUCAGAGAUUUACAAUGAUGGAUUUAAGCAGAGUGGAUUUUACAAGAUCAAACCGCUCCAGAGCCAGGCAAAAUUCUCUGUUUAUUGUGAUAUGUCCGAUGGAGGAGGGUGGACUGUAAUUCAGAGACGAUCUGACGGCAGCGAGAACUUCAGCAGGGGUUGGAAUGACUAUGAAAAUGGCUUUGGAAACUUUGUCCAAAACAAUGGUGAAUAUUGGCUGGGUAACAAAAACCUUAACCUACUGACUAUGCAAGGAGACUAUACUUUAAAAAUUGACCUGACAGAUUUUGAGAAAAAUAGCCGCUUUGCACAAUACAAACAUUUUAGAGUUGGCGAUAAAAAGUCCUCUUACGAGUUGAACAUUGGAGAAUAUUCUGGAACGGCUGGGGACUCCCUUUCAGGGACUUUUCACCCUGAAGUGCAGUGGUGGGCUAGUCACAAAAGAAUGAAGUUCAGCACGUGGGACAGAGAUAAUGACAACUACUAUGAAGGGAACUGUGCCGAGGAGGAGCAGUCAGGCUGGUGGUUUAACAGGUGUCACACUGCAAACCUGAAUGGUGUGUACUAUCAGGGCCCCUACACAGCGGAAACGGAUAAUGGGGUUGUCUGGUACACCUGGCAUGGGUGGUGGUAUUCCUUGAAGUCUGUGGUUAUGAAAAUUAGGCCAAAUGACUUUAUCCCAAAUAUCAUUUAG